AUGGCAGAGCUGGCGCGAUGCUCUCAUGACAAGAUGGUUUGGUUUCUUGCUCCCACGGUACCUCUUGCAACUCAGCAGAAAGAAGCCAUCGGGGCGUACAUUCCAGCUAUUAAGCUACGACUUUUGAUUGGACCGGAUGGCGUAGACCGCUGGAGCAAUCAGGAUACUUGGGAUGCUGCGCUUCUGGACAUGAGGAUAAUUGUCUCCACACCUGCCGUUUUGGCGGAAGCCUUGGAACAUGGGUUUAUCAAGAUAGAAAAACUGGCCCUCCUUGUGUUUGAUGAAGCACACAAUUCCAGCCCAAUCAUGCGAUCGAGGGUCAGCGAUAUAAGGAAAAUUGAGAGGAACCUUCAUGCAGUCAGCAGAACUCCCCAAUUAGAACGGCAUGAACUCAUGAAAUAUGUACGGUCCGGAGCAUUGCUCACGGCACAACCAGAAGAUCCUCUGAGAAGAUUUUGCGCCAAAGUCGAGAGAGUCUAUGCUACAUUGGGGGCCUGGGCAGCCGACUAUUUUGUUGUCGAGUCGUGCCAAAGACUUGUGAAUCAGGUGGCUAUCGACAGCGAAGGUUUAUGGGCUGAUGCGGGAAAGUUGAGGCUGGGAGAGUUGCUAAGGGACGCCGUAUCUGCGAAGCAAUAUCAUGACACCUUUUCGGGGAUUGUGUUUGUCAAAGAAAGGGUGAUCGCUCACGCAUUGGCAACAGUGAUUGCACAUCAUCCAAUGACCCAAGAUCUGUUCCGUUGCCAGUCGUGCGUGGGUAUAACACAGAGAGCCAAAAAGUGGAAUAUAUGGGACAAUCUAGAUCAGGCAGACGGCCGACUGAACCUAGUUAUUGCAACAAACGUCCUAGAGGAGGAAAUCGAUCUGACAGCUUGUAACGUAGUCAGGCGAGGACGCGCUCGACAAGAGAAGUCUACCUUUGCGAUUAUGGUCUCAAGUGACUGCGAGACGAAGACGAUCUCCCAGUGGCGGGACCUUGAGAAAGAUAUGAUUCGACUUUAUCAGGAUCAUGAGCGGAUGGUCCAGGACCUUGAGGCAUUGGAGAUGCAUCCUGAGCCUGUCCCAUUCCGGCUGAGUGCAUUACUGACGGCUGAGUCUGCUAUUCCGCAUCUUCAUCACUUCUGCAGUACCAUAAGGGCUGAGCCACACGUUGACACUCGUCCGGUGUACAAGGUCGAAAGACAGUGCGGUAUGUCCAGGGCUUCGGUGAUACUUCCCAGUAGCAUUGACCCGUCCCUCCGUCUUAGGCAAGGCGUCUCAUGGUGGCUCACGGAUCGUGCUGCUAAACGGGACGCUGCCUUCCAGGCAUAUGCGUCGCUCCACCGAGCCAAGCUUGUAAAUGACAAUCUUCUUCCAUCUUCUCAAGAUGGAAAUCCAUUCCAGGCCCCUGACGAAGCGUAUUAUGGUCAGGCAUCCUCGAGGAUCGCCGUACGGGAAAGCCACAACCCCUGGCAGACGACGCCGGGGUUUUCCUCCCAACUAGGAAAUAUGACAUCUCGGCCUGAUCUCUCGCUGGUUUUGGUAACAUGUGGUAAGAUCCCCGCAGCAAAACCUUUGACACUGUACUGGGACAGCCGAACCACGUUUGUGGUGUCUCUGGAAAGUUCAGAACACUCCACCAUUUCAGAGGGCCACCUCGAACUGUUACGGAAAACUACCCGCUUCUUUCUCUAUUCAGCGAGAACGACCAGUCCUCAUAACGAAGACAUUGCCGACUAUGCCCUUCUCGUGUCUCCUAAUGUUUCGUUUGAUGAUCUGGCAGAAUGGUUGGAUAUGAAUCAAGGGUCGCGCAAUUGCUUGGACCAGUAUGGUGAUGACGCAUCUGUCAUUCCACAUGGUUUUAUCAGAUGCGAAUCCCUCCAUGGCCAGCCCAACCUUUUCGUGUGUUGGGUGCAACCAACGGAAGGUUCAGAGUUGCAAUUGCUAUGCCGCCCUUUCCCCAGAAGGAAAAACCUGUUGCAUAGAGGUGGAUUGCCAUCCAAGGAGGCUCAGGUGCGUCUGGACGAGAAUGAAAUGGCUGAUGGAAAGCGCCUUCUGAUGGCUGAGAGCCUGCGUGAGACACUCCUUCGGCCUUCCUAUCCUAUGGACCUUGAAACCAUUGCGGAUGCUAUCACCUGCCCGUCUUCACGGUGGCCAAGCAAUUACCAGCGGCUGGAGUAUCUUGGUGACAGCAUCCUGAAGUUUGCUGUAUGUAUCCAACUUUACCACGAGUAUCCUCUCUGGCAUGAAGGAUAUCAGUCACAAGUGAAGAAUAGCAUUGUUUCAAACGGCUCGCUCACCCAGGCCGCUCUGAGUGCGAGACUGGACAGCUUCCUUCUUUACGCACCUCUCGCCACCCGGCGCAAAAUCAUGGCUGACGUGCUGGAGGCACUGAUCGGAGCUUCAUUUUUGGAUGGUGGAUAUCCAUCCGCAUGGUCAACCAUACACCGAUUUCUGGAACAGAUUCCAAAUUCGAUGCCGUCUUUGUCAGGACGCCAGACUCCCAGAAGUAGUUUGGUCAUUCCACCUGAAUUAGACGAGAAAAUUGACAUUUUGAUAGGUCAUAACUUUAGUGACCGUUAUAUCAUAUGGGAAGCCCUCACGCAUCCUUCAUGGCGGAGAGACACGAGCACGGGCUCCUACCAAAGACUAGAGUUUCUCGGAGACGCAAUUCUCGACAUGAUUAUAGCAAGACAGCUAUACCAAAGCAAACCUGAGCUGACUGAAAGUCAGAUGACGCAGAUCAAGGCUGCCAUGGUCAAUGGCAAUUUUCUCGCGUUCCUCUGUCUCGAUCUUGGAUUAGAGGAAGAUAUUGUGCAGAUCUGUGAAUUACGCAGAGGGGUCUUUGACCACGUCCUGCAGAAAGGUCGCUUGGAGCUUUGGAGAUUUAUGCGACAUGACAGUCCGGACAUCCCCGCGGUCCAACAAUCCUGCGUGAGUAGAUAUACUCAACUACGCGAGCUAAUUGGACAUCAUCUCUCCUCGAAGAACACAUACCCAUGGGCAACCCUGGCUCAACUUGGUGCGGACAAAUUUUUCUCUGACCUUAUAGAGAGCAUAAUUGGCGCUAUUUUCAUUGAUUCUGCGGGCCAAAUCGAGGCAUGCGAGGUAUUCCUAGAAAAAAUUCAACUGACAUGUUACCUAGAACGAGUGCUGAAGGAGCAGGUCCUGGUAGAGCACCCGCGGGCCAUCCUGAGCAAGAUGAUAGGAUCAAGCUCGGUCGAUUAUUAUAUCACGCGGAAUGUUGAAGAUACGUUGUUAUACGACGUUACUGUCACGGUCAAUGGUGAGGUGUUAGCGUACGUCUAUGGCUGCCUCUCAAAGGAUGAGUGCAUUGUGCGAGGUGAAAAUCUUGCGGUUGUAAAGUUAGAAAGCACACCCGCAUAG
This is a messenger RNA of Aspergillus alliaceus, 3363 nucleotides long. RefSeq lists its product as uncharacterized. Lineage: Eukaryota; Fungi; Ascomycota; Eurotiomycetes; Eurotiales; Aspergillaceae. The record is from RefSeq and is a predicted model, not a curated record. The coding region runs from base 1 to 3363 and encodes 1120 amino acids. The transcript has 14 exons. Gene Ontology annotation, biological process: siRNA processing. Gene Ontology annotation, cellular component: nucleus; cytoplasm; RISC complex. Gene Ontology annotation, molecular function: ribonuclease III activity; RNA binding; ATP binding.